CCACAUGCAUCCACAUUGAUCGCGUGCAAUGUUUGAAACAAAUGGCGGCCAGUCUUGUUCACAAACUGGCGGUUCGAGAGCAAACUGGUAAAUUAAAAAUACAGAAGAAAUCAUUAUCAUGGAAACCUUUUACCAAAAUCCCUGGCCGACUGUGUUAUCGCCUCAAGUCUCUUGUACCCCAGUUUGUCCUGGAAGAAGGACAUGUAUUCCUAGGUUUUACCAAGUCAGGUCAGUUUGUGUUGUCUUACUCCCUCCAUGUGGAUGCUGAUGAACACACAGCCUACCCUGUCUAUGUCUACAGGCUGCACUGGUGGAGGUUUGUCCCGGAGAGGCCACUGGAACUGGUGUCAGAAGUACGGUUGUUUGGAGAAGAAGAUAUAGUCCAAGAUCUGUUCCUUGCAUUUUGUGAGUGGCCAGAAGAUGACACAAAGGUUCUUGUGUACGGUCAUUGUGUACCUGGUCGAGGGGACGACAGCUGUCAGUGUUAUCUGACAGUCACUGCUGUGCCAUCGCUCAAACGAUGUCAGGAAUGUCGGCUACUCAAGAAAGAGUCCUCAGGUAACCCUGGAACCUGUCUCCAGCACAGCUUCUGUCUUCAUACAAAGUAUGAACUUGCACCUCCGUUCCCUGCCUUCUCACCACGAGUGCAACUUAAAAUAGAUGGCAUCGCCAUCCUCAACACAGGUGACUCCAUAGUUGCCCUACAGGUGGAUGCAACUCACUCACCAAGUAGCUUUAAUCAAACAGACGAUACCCUUCUAGGGGAAACAACCUCAAACACUGAACAUAUGCAAAGUGACUUACAUGACAACUCCUAUAUUGGUGCUGAACUGUCUAUUUUAGAAACUCGGACAUCUAUUUUUACCAUAGAGGAUAGCAACAGCCCACUGUGUCAUGACCAUUCAGGAGGUAUAGGCAGAGUCAACGAAUUUCUGGAGGGUAUGCAGGAAAUUACUGCUGAUGACGAUGAGGAAAAUGUGCAUUCUCCUGAACUGGAGGGUUCUGAUCUCGAGUGUUCUGAGUGCAAGUCAACAAAAAACUGUGAACAUUGUCGCCACAUCCCCAAGGAAACCCGUCAUGGACCAAGUUACCGUCCCGCUCUUAAAGCUAAAAAUUGUACUGGUGAGAGCAACAGUCAACAUUCUGAUUGUAUGAAACCCAUGGGGGCAUGUGGCAAGCUGACCUGUCCUGUGGGAUCUCCUGGGAACCAGUGCUCCCACUCCUAUAGUCCAUUUACUGAUACUAAGUGCCACAGUCCCGAGCAGCCAAUGAGAGCUGGCUGCAGCAGUGCCAACCUGCAUGACUUGGACGAUAUUGUAAAUAAUUGCUCAACAUCCAAGUUGUCUUCCCAACGAUCGUUUUUCUCGCCAAGCAAUAGCGGAGCAAGCACGACAGGCUCAUCCAAGAGUUCUGAAAGUGUGGUUGUACAUACAAAUCAUUCUCGGACUGUUACAUUCUCACUUCGAAAGUACGGGUACACGACUGAAGACUCGUCCGAGUCACCAUUGCCAGUUGAAGAUGACUACGACCUGGCGUACCGCAGUGUGCUUCCUGUGGAAGUGCUGUGGUGUGACAGCAAGCAGCUCUCUAUCAUCAGGUCCAUGAUGCCGGAGAACCCUGCGGUGACAGUGCUUCAGAUGACGUUUGACAUCGAGCACUACAUGGUGGAGGUGAUACACCAGGAGGCAGAGUGGGGCCAGAGAUAUGUGGCCUUCUGUAACUACGACCUGCAGAUACUCGAUGUGUGUCCCGACAGCUUCCGUGUGUUUGGCACAGUUCAUGCUCUCAUACAGGCCAGAGAUCGACUUACCAAACAAAGCAAAGGAGCUGUGAAGUCAUAUCAAACCAGCUUUACAUUUGAGUGGAAUCUGCGCACAGGGAACUACUCAACUCUACAUAUAGAUGAACUGACAGAGAUGAAUGAACAGAUCAUGAGAGGGAAAGAGUGGAAGCCAGGAAGCAAGGAGUGUGGCCAGCUGAGGAGGAAGAGCUACUGCCCUCAGUCGUUCUACAGGAGUGUACAUAUCCUCUCCAACGAAGCUGUCUUCAAAGGCCGUUCCCUUCCCAUGCUGAUAGCUCCAUAUCAAUAUACUGCUAUUUUACUGUGAGAAGGCUACAAGAAUGUGUGUGGAACAAAUGAUGUUGAGGUUCAUGUCAUGUACUUACUGGACAGUUUACAUGUGUAAUAGGUGGAAAUAGGAUGAGUGUGUCACUUCUAUGUGUUGCCAUACAAACAGCUAGUACGUCACAUGGGGACAUGUUCAAUAAUUCACUUGUGUAGUACAGCUGGUAUGUGAAGGAAGUAUGAUUUGUGGUUUAAGUCUGUAUUUUAUUGAAACCUUCUGCAUGUUGAGUAAAGUCGAUUCUGGAUGAACAGUUGUGAAAAUGAAGCAGUUGACUACAAGCAGGUAUUUUAACCGUCUGACUGGUAUUAGGUGUCAUGGGAACAUGUUCAUCCCAACACUGCAAUGGGUUUCUGUGUCAUUGGAGUUGACCGUAGAAAGUAGACUCCAGACCAUGCUGACUUUCUUUUUAUCAUGUGAUUUCUGAGUUGUCAUCACUACUGGAAACAAGCUUACCCAUGACUAAAUGUACAAGGGCAUUAACAUUUCAUCGGAUCUGGUUUACAGGGCACCAUUUCCCAAAGAAAUCAUAGACCUACUGCUAUCAUAAGUCUGUUUUGUAGCACAAAAUUAAAGUUUUAUGAUAAUUAUUAGACUAAUGAACCAACUAUGGGUCAAGAAGUUCAUGAGUCUUCAGAACCCAGGUGAGGAAUUAAAGGUUGUAAGAAAAUACUGCCUGCUGUUGUAAUAGCUGCAUUAUUAUAGUGAUGUAUGUAUGGCGGUGUCUUUAAAUGUAAGGAAAGAACCUUCAGUUGAGUUCAUGAAUGGCUAGUCUGGACUGUGUGAGAUGAAGUGUGGCCUUGAUGAGAUGUGUGUCUCUCCAUCAGGGGAAACAGCAAGAUUGUUGUGAUGAUAUGUUGGUGGAAUAGAACCAGGACUGCAAUGGUACAGGACUUUUAAAGGUUUUUUUAGGGGAGGCCUUAUAUGUUAUCACUGUAUGGGCUACAAGGCCAGACUUUUUCAGAUCUGAUGUACAAAACCUGUAUUACAAUUUACAGUGUCUUUUUAGUUCUGUAGACCAGAAAUUAGUAAAAUGUUUGAACAAAAUUAUCAGUGAACUAUUUGAAAUACUUUAGUAAAACCCUUUUUAAAAUGAAUCUUAAAAUCUUCAAGAUACAACGAUUUAUGAUAAACCAUGAAAGAAAAUAAAUAAAUAUUUUUAGAUUUGAAAAUUACUAUUGUUUUUUCCUGCAUCAUAAAUUCUUGAGCAAAAAUAAUUGAACCCAAAACACAAGAAAUCGGGCUUUAACUGGGUAAGCACUUGCAAUGAUACAGAUUUAUGUGAUACAUAUCAUGAUAUCUGACAGUGUGUUGUGCAUCACAUGACUGCAGCGUAAUGGAAACUCUUUGUGAAUCUUCCCCUUAUAUGUGUUUGAAAUAGCUAAGUUAUCUUCCCAGAAAUGCAGGACUAACCAUGACUUGAUUGAAGGAAAUGAUACGUACUUGCGCCUGGUGCAACCUUAGGUGCUAUCCAUGUUCCACCAGACCGAAACAAGCAACACCACCUGCUGCUCAAUAUGGAAUUAUAUUUAAUGUUUGGGUUUUAGAAGAACAUUGUAACAAAAUUAUUAUCCCCCGCCGCGCGUUUAGCGCGAAGCGGGGGAUAUAGUAUUAGGCUCCGUCCGUCCGUCCGUCCAUACG
Molecule: messenger RNA, 3764 nt
Organism: Haliotis rubra (blacklip abalone)
Lineage: Eukaryota; Metazoa; Mollusca; Gastropoda; Lepetellida; Haliotidae
Product: DDB1- and CUL4-associated factor 15-like
Biological process (GO): protein ubiquitination
Cellular component (GO): Cul4-RING E3 ubiquitin ligase complex
Source: RefSeq, a predicted model, not a curated record